Prunus avium (sweet cherry) is the source of this 1239-nucleotide messenger RNA. Lineage: Eukaryota; Viridiplantae; Streptophyta; Magnoliopsida; Rosales; Rosaceae. The record is from RefSeq and is a predicted model, not a curated record.
UCUCAGAUAAAUAUUUCUAUAUCUAUCUGUGUAGCUUCUGCUUGUGUUGUGCGGCUUUGUGAGAGAGAGAGAGAGAGAGAGAGAGAGAGAGAGAGCAGUAUGUUGGUGAAGAAGAAGAUGAAAAUGAAAGGCUAUGGUUUCGUGUUUGCACUUGUUCUCAUCUUUUCCUCAGUGGCAGCUGAGAUAGUACCCCAAGAUCAUGAGAGCAAAGUGGAUGGGGCAGAGAAGACGGUAGAUGAUUGCAUUCAGUACGACGGCCUUGGUCGGCGCGGACGGUGUGGAAGCUCCGCCGCCUACGCUCGUGAAGAAGCCAUGCCAGAAACACACAGCGUAGCAAAAGAAUCAGAAGCGGGAAAUCAUGAGAUUUACAGCUUUGACAAUCACCAUUUUGGUGGUCAUCAUGGCGGUGGUGGAGGUUAUCAUGGCGGUGGUGGUGGUCAUCAUGCGGACAUGGAGGUGGUCAAGGCGGCGGGGGACAAGGUGGCGGCGGACAAGGAGGUGGAAAAGGCGGUGGUAAAGGUGGCGGACAAGGAGGUGGUGGUAGUGGCGGACACGGGGGUGGUAAAGGAGGUGGUGGUGGCGGACAAGGAGGCAGCGGUAAAGGUGGAGGACAAGGCAGUGGAGGUGGUAAAGGCGGAGGUGGCGGACAAGGAGGUGGUGGACAAGGAGGUGGUGGUAGUGGCGGAUAUGGGGGUGGUGGUGGAGGACAAGGCGGCGGUGGUAAAGGCGGUGGACAAGGAGGUGGUGGUAGUGGCGGACACGGGGGUGGUAAAGGAGGUGGUGGUGGCGGACAAGGAGGCAGCGGUAAAGGUGGAGGACAAGGCAGUGGAGGUGGUAAAGGCGGAGGUGGCGGACAAGGAGGUGGUGGACAAGGAGGUGGUGGUAGUGGCGGAUAUGGGGGUGGUGGUGGAGGACAAGGCGGCGGUGGUAAAGGCGGUGGACAAGGAGGUGGUGGUAGUGGCGGACACGGGGGUGGUAAAGGAGGUGGUGGUGGCGGACAACGGCGGUGGAGGUGGUAAAGGCGGAGGUGGCGGACAAGGAGGUGGUGGUAGUGGCGGACACGGGGGUGGUAAAGGAGGUGGUGGUGGCGGACAAGGCGGUGGUAAAGGUGGCGGACAAGGCAGUGGAGGUGGAUACGGUGGAGGGGGUGGAGGAUACGGUGGAGGUGGAGGUGGCGGAGGAUACGGUGGAGGUGGUGGAUACGGUGGAGGUGGAAGUAGCGGGGGUGGCAGUAAUUAA